AUCAUUGUCGUUUGGUUUGGUACAUCAGAGUCUGCGUUCCCUGCAUAUUAUAAUGCUUAGCACUGACCACACUUGACAAUGAACUUGACAACACACAAAACACAAAACAAGACUACACAGAGAUUUUUUUUUAGAUUUGUGUUUGAGCUCAAUGGGUCAACUCAGUGGUGUGUAUUUGACACUUAUGUGACACUUGUAUUCUGACAUAAUAUUUGGCUUGUCAAGAGUAGAAUUAAGAGAAGUUCUUGUGUGUUGUGUUAUUUACAUUAUAUUUAUAAUAUUAUAAUGAUAAUUUGUAUAUAAUUUCGUAAUAAAAAAUGUAAAAUUUUACUUAAAAUAGAUUAAGUAAGUCAAUAUUAUCUUAAAAUGGAACCAAGUAUGUCAUUCUUCGGUUUGCCCUUCGUGGAUUCCGAGAAUACAGAUCUGGUGUUUAAUAGAAAGGGCCUAGAGUGUGAUUAUGAGUUCCAAAAUGAUUUACCAUCCCACACUGGUCUGUUGGGGUCGGACGAUGUCCUUGCACAGUUUUUGACUGCGGAUGGCCCAUUGGAGGAACCGGAUUUAAAUGGGCCAACAACAUUGCACUGUGAGAUAUGUCAGAAGCGUUUUGAUAAUGCUAAGAAGUAUUAUGGACACUUGCGAGUUCAUUCUAAGGAUAAUCUUUGGAUUUGUGAUAAAUGUCCAGACCAGAAGUUUGCUAAUAAACAGCAGUUGAUGAAGCACUGUCUCACACACAAGCCACUAGCACGAGUGUGGAAGUGUCCACAGUGUUCCAUGGCCUUUGAAGCUCUGUGGCGGUUACAACAACAUGUGUUUGCCAUACACCUUGAUUAUAGGCCAAAUAAGUGUGACCAGUGCGAUAAAUCUUUUCACAAACUGUCCGAUUUGAAGAAGCAUCAAGAUGUUCACAAAGACAUAAGAAAGCAUCCAUGCACGACGUGUGGAAGGGAGUUCACAGACAAAUCUAAUCUCAAAAGGCACAUGCUACUUCACUCUAAAAUAAAACCGUUCACCUGUACAGGCUGUCAAAAUAGAUUCACGCAGAUAGCCUCCUUAAGACGUCAUCAACAAAAGUGUAAUUCAUAUAUUAGUCAAAAUAACAAUCAAGACAAAACUAGAAAGAAUUAUUGCAGAGUCUGUGGCGCAUCCUUUCAAUACAAAAGUGCACUUCUUGAGCACUACGUAAGGCAACAUACCACCACCACUACUGAAGAAAGCAAAGAGAAAGAAACCAAUGAAACCAAUGUUGAUAUAAACAGAACUGAAGACAACAUUGUAGAUGAUAUUUUGUCAGCGGAAGAUGAUUAUAUGACAAUGUCAACACAACAAGACAUGUUAUACAAUCAAGCAAAUACAAACGCACACACACAAAAUAUGCCAGAUACCAACACUUACGAUAGUUUAAUGCAAAUAGAAUUCCUAAAGGAAAUGAACCAGUUACACAUAUUGGACGAUGAGCUGCUGUAUAACGAUUUAGAUUUAGACAGCUUCCAAAAUAGUCAAAUUUUCAACAGCAUUCCAAAUGAAACUGAUUAUGGCAACGAUAAGAACGGGGAAAUUAUGUUCGAUUUUCACGACGUGGGUAGAAGUGUGGAUCAAGACAUCAUGAACGCUUUAUAUAAUGUAAAAGCGGAACAUUUACCUGAUGAACUAUUGAAUGUAGACCAAAUUAACAAUUCUGAACCAAAUAAAAACGAAGAAAGACUUCAGACUCCGACAGUAUCUGUUAAUGAAUGCGCAACCAUAUUCGAAAGUGAUGUAGAUUUAGAAGAGAGCACCAAUUUAGCUGCAAAUCUUAACCAAUUGAUAGGAGAGAAUAAUGUUCAGUACAUCUCAACAGAGGAUGAUGAUAUGUUCAUAAUAAGUUUAAAGAGUGACAUUGACGCGGAAAAAUUGUCUGAUAUGCUAAAUAUUGAUGUAGAAGGCGGAAACGAGAAAUCAAGUGAUACAUCAGAGUCUGAAGAUAUAGUUCCAGAUGAUAGAAGUAGAAAGCUUUUAGAUAAUAUACAACCUUUUAUAUUGAGAAUACAGCCCCAGGCACAUAUGAAACAUAUCCAAUAUGAGACUGAGAAGGAUUCCUGUGACACAGUGCAAAGUGAUUUUAGGAUAGCUAAAUCUAUAAAAAAAGAGAAAGAUGAAGAUUUUAACAAUGUUGUAGUAGAAAACGUUGAUAUUAUAAUAAAAGAAGAAAAAAAGACAAAAGGAAACGACAGGACAAAAGAAAAAGACAAAGAAAACCAGGUCAUCUUUGUUUGCAAUGUUUGUGAAAAAGUUUUUCAUAGGAAAGACAACUACAAAUCCCAUCUAGCGACGCACUCGGCGGCGCUGCGACGGCACAGUUGCGGCGUGUGCGGCGAGCGGUUUAGCUACCGCUCCACGCUCAACAAGCACCGCGCCGCACGGCACGAACCGCGCGUGCAGACCGCACACUCGUGCACGCUUUGCGACCGCACCUUCUCCGCUGCGUGGAUGUUAAAAAAUCACAAGGAACGCGACCACGACCAGUUGAAACCCUACGUUUGUGAAGAGAAGGAUUGCAGUAGGAGAUUUUAUAAGCGUUGCGAUCUCAUCAUUCAUAAGAGAACCCAUACUGGCGAGAAGCCGUACAAAUGCGACAUUUGCUGCAAGUCUUUUCCGCAUAUAUCGCACCUCAAGCGACACGAACGUUCCGUCGACUGCACAAAACGUCGCAAAAGUUAUGCAAAAUCAAAAACGAAAUAAUCGUGUAACAAUACUGUUUUAUAUGUUAUUUAUUAUAAUUUAAGUUAAACAUAAAAAUACU
Molecule: messenger RNA, 2779 nt
Organism: Pararge aegeria (speckled wood butterfly)
Lineage: Eukaryota; Metazoa; Arthropoda; Insecta; Lepidoptera; Nymphalidae
Product: histone-lysine N-methyltransferase MECOM-like
Exons: 11
Coding region: 367-2718 (783 amino acids)
Biological process (GO): regulation of transcription by RNA polymerase II
Molecular function (GO): DNA-binding transcription factor activity; RNA polymerase II cis-regulatory region sequence-specific DNA binding
Source: RefSeq, a predicted model, not a curated record